Messenger RNA from Urocitellus parryii (Arctic ground squirrel), 2284 nucleotides. RefSeq names its product homeobox B3 (gene Hoxb3). Gene Ontology annotation, biological process: regulation of transcription by RNA polymerase II; embryonic skeletal system morphogenesis; anterior/posterior pattern specification. The record is from RefSeq and is a predicted model, not a curated record. Gene Ontology annotation, cellular component: nucleus. Lineage: Eukaryota; Metazoa; Chordata; Mammalia; Rodentia; Sciuridae. Gene Ontology annotation, molecular function: DNA-binding transcription factor activity, RNA polymerase II-specific; RNA polymerase II cis-regulatory region sequence-specific DNA binding.
AUAUUUCACAUUCUCCAGAAUGUUAAGUGACACUUUAACUGCUCGCUGUGGUGGGGAAGGGGGCAGAGGUAGGUGAGCGCUCUCUCAGCCUAGAGCAGCCUGACCAGCCCAGGAGGCGAUGGCGGCAGCCCAGGCCCAGCAUUCCCGCACAAAUCUCCGCAGACCGGCUGUUGGGGGAAAAAAGUGUUAGCCAUCUCUCCCGGAUCUGCAAGGGGGAAAAAAUUUGGAACCAUAAAGUUGAAAACUUUUUUCUCUGUUUGGAAGAAACCGUUCGGCAUGAAUGGGACCAGCGAAGCUCAGGCGAGAGGAGGCGAGAGUCGCAAAGGAGGGGAGAUUUCUCGCCUACCGCUCGCGCUGGGGCUCGAUGUGAAUAUAUAUUAUGUCUGCCUGUUCUCCCCUCGUCGGUGGCUAAGGUCAGCCGCUUGCAACAGUCCAGGGAGGAGGGGGGCAGAAAGGGGAGGGGGGGUCCGGCGUGUCACGAGACCCCCGGGGGUGCCAAUGUCCGGUCGUGAGGGUAUCAGGCCCUUGCAAGUUGCCAUCCACUGCCCGGGCCUCGCCCAGCGAUGCAGAAAGCCACCUACUACGACAACGCCGCGGCUGCGCUCUUCGGAGGCUACUCCACGUACUCUGGCAGCAAUGGCUUCGGCUACGACGGCCCCCCCCAACCCCCCUUUCAGGCCGCCACGCACCUGGAGGGUGACUACCAGCGCUCAGCGUGUUCUCUUCAGUCCCUGGGCAACGCCGCCCCACAUGCCAAGAGCAAGGAGCUCAACGGCAGCUGCAUGAGGCCCGGCCUGGCCCCUGAGCCCCUGCCCGCCCCUCCGGGCUCACCCCCGCCCAGCGCCGCACCUACCAGUACCACUAGCAACAGCAAUAAUGGGGGCGGGCCCAGCAAAAGCGGCCCCCCCAAGUGCGGUCCCGGCUCCAACUCCACCCUCACCAAACAGAUAUUCCCCUGGAUGAAAGAGUCGAGGCAAACGUCCAAGCUGAAAAACAGCUCCCCCGGCACAGCAGAAGGCUGUGGUGGCGGUGGCGGUGGCAGCGGCGGCAGUAGUGGAGGCAGUGGGGGCGGCGGCGGCGGCGGCGGGGGAGGGGACAAGAGCCCCCCGGGGUCGGCGGCGUCCAAGCGGGCGCGGACCGCGUACACCAGCGCGCAGCUGGUGGAGCUGGAAAAGGAGUUCCACUUCAACCGCUACCUGUGCCGGCCGCGCCGCGUGGAGAUGGCCAAUCUGCUGAACCUCAGCGAGCGACAGAUCAAGAUCUGGUUCCAGAACCGGCGCAUGAAGUACAAGAAAGACCAAAAGGCCAAGGGCCUGGCCUCAUCGUCUGGGGGACCGUCUCCAGCCGGCAGCCCCCCGCAGCCCAUGCAGUCCACCGCUGGCUUCAUGAACGCCUUACACUCCAUGACCCCCAGCUAUGAGAGCCCGUCCCCGCCCGCCUUCGGCAAAGCCCACCAGAAUGCCUACACGCUGCCCUCCAACUACCAGCCCCCUCUCAAGGGCUGCGGCGCCCCGCAGAAGUAUCCCCCGACCCAGGCGCCCGAUUACGAGUCCCACGUUCUCCAAGCCAACGGGGGCGCCUACGGGACGCCCACCAUGCAGGGCAGCCCAGUGUACGUGGGCGGGGGCGGCUACGCGGAUCCGCUGCCGCCCCCUGCCGGCCCCUCCCUCUACGGCCUCAACCACCUUUCCCACCAUCCCUCUGGGAACCUGGACUAUAACGGGGCGCCCCCUAUGGCCCCCAACCAGCAUCACGGACCAUGCGACCCCCAUCCCACCUACACAGACCUCUCCUCUCACCACGCGCCUCCUCCUCAGGGUAGAAUCCAAGAAGCUCCCAAAUUAACACACCUGUGAUGGGAGAGGAAGGGCGGAGGGGCGAGGUCAAGGGCAAGAGGGGGGCUGCGGAGCUCAGAGGGGCGGCCUGGAGGUCUGAAAGAGGGGUUAGGGAAGUAGUUGCUAGGCUCCCAGGACAAGGGACUUGGAGCUCCUUCCCUGCUCCCUGGCUUGAGGGGUUGUUUUAAAGUCCUUCAUCCCUUGUUCCAUCUGCCUGCCAACCCAUUGGAAAGGAAUCCACGGCAGAUUGGAGAUGACCCCUUCAACCCCAGGCUCCAGCACUACCAAGUUGGAAUUCCAUGCUGGAGAGGGAGUGUGGUAGAAGAAGUUGAGAUAGGAAAACAAGGCAGAGAAGCACAUUUAAAAAAAAUAAAAAAAAACAAAACAAAAACAAGCAGACAAGAUGGCUAGGCCAUGACCAACCAACCUACUUACCUUCCACCUCUGUG